AAACUUAGCGAGGCAGGGAGGCCGCUCGUCCGUUUCUCCCUGAAAACCAGGGCCACCAUCCACAAAUUGGCAAGAGCACGUCGGUGGUGCCUCCGUCGACGUUAGCUGUUCAGCCUUGCUGACCAACCUCUCCUUAAAUCGCCUGUUAAUGCCCCCAAUUAAUUCCCAACGCCGCUCCUGCCGUCACCUUCUUCGAUCGAUCGCCUUCGUCGUCCCCCCACAUCCUUCUUGAUUGUUAUUUCUCCGACUCCCCGGCCGGCAGGUGGGACAUGAGCAACCAACCAACCAUGGCGGCGGCCCCCGUGCGCGCUUGGGUGCUGGUGCUGGCGCUGGCGCUGGCGUGCGGGCUGCUCCAGCUGCGGCCGUCCGACGCCGCGGCGCCAGCCCAGCCGGUUGCGGUGGCGGCAACGAUGGUGUCGUCGGGCGCCGCGAAGCCCAAGUGCGUGCCCGGCGCCAAGAACGACAAGGCGUGCCGCGUCGGUGCCGUGCACGACCCGGAGAACCAGGAGGAGGAGGGCUCCAGCGUCACCCUCAAGGCGCCCGCCGCCGCGCCCGACGACAGCGACGGCAGCGACUACAACGACCCCGACGAGCCCAACGACAACCAGCUCAUCGUCGUCGGCCACUGAAGCUGCCGCGCGCCGACCCAUGGAUCAUGCAUGGAGAUUCGACUGGGUGGAUGGAGUGGACCGGCCGGUUAACGGAUCUCUCGGUGCUAAUUCGUGAUCUUGACCGGUGGAAGCAGAUGGGGCUUGCAUGUUUGUUUCGUUCUUGCAUUGAUUGUUCGUUGUUAACUAGUGUAUGAUGAAUCGGUCGUUAACGCUUAUUAAUCACCAAGUGUGUGCUGUGACUGUGAACUUGCCAGGGAGCGAUCCUAUCUCAAGAUUAGGUUUGAUCAAAUUUAAAACAACGAACAUCAACGGUUGUUACA
Messenger RNA from Zea mays, 931 nucleotides. RefSeq lists its product as uncharacterized. The coding region runs from base 270 to 629 and encodes 119 amino acids. NCBI's taxonomy places the organism in Eukaryota, Viridiplantae, Streptophyta, Magnoliopsida, Poales, Poaceae. The record is from RefSeq and is a predicted model, not a curated record. The transcript has a single exon.